This is a messenger RNA of Trametes versicolor FP-101664 SS1, 528 nucleotides long. RefSeq lists its product as uncharacterized. The transcript is spliced from 4 exons. Bases 1 to 528 code for a protein of 175 amino acids. NCBI's taxonomy places the organism in Eukaryota, Fungi, Basidiomycota, Agaricomycetes, Polyporales, Polyporaceae. The record is from RefSeq and is a predicted model, not a curated record. Gene Ontology annotation, molecular function: metalloendopeptidase activity.
AUGGACCCCACUUUCGAAGGGUGCAAGCCUUGGGACGAAGUUGCCAUCCGGAACGCCAUCGGAGACGCUCGCGAGUUUGUGAUAGACGCACUGAAGCCCCUCGACACCAAAGGCAUGGACGCACGGUACCAGCGCUGGUUCGGCAAGCCUGACGAGACGAGGUACAAGGUUACUCUCUACCGCUCUGGAAUCGUCAACGGCUACCACUUCGAGGACUUGACAUACAAGUGCCACGACCCGUGCCCAGAGACGAGCGAGUCGGCCUUCGUGAGCGCAUACGUGGACAACGAUAUUCCCUCGAAAAUCCGCGCGACACAUUUCAAGUACGAUGCAGUCCUCGGGACGAAGGACUUUGGCUACACAGUCGAGGAGUGCAUGGGACUAGCCAGCAAUGACCCCGAGAACGCGGUGUGGAAUGCGGCCAACUACGAGCACUUUUCCGGUGACCGCAAUGGCGGACUCUGGGAGGCGGAGCCACUCGCGUACGAAGACGACGAGUCGGACGCUCGUGUCGAAGACACCGCGUAG